Molecule: messenger RNA, 654 nt
Organism: Oppia nitens
Lineage: Eukaryota; Metazoa; Arthropoda; Arachnida; Sarcoptiformes; Oppiidae
Exons: 2
Coding region: 40-558 (172 amino acids)
Source: RefSeq, a predicted model, not a curated record
UUUUUUUACUAAUAUUUAAGAUCACAUAAUAAUAAAAUAAUGAAAUAUUUUUUUGCAACUUUACUAUUGAUUAGUGUUUAUGGUGUCUACAGUGCAGUACCGGACCCAUCACUGGUGACCGGCUAUCACUUUCACACCUAUUUCUUUCAGGACAACCCCGUCAGCUACAAGAGUGCUCUUAAUUUUCGACGCCAAACACACGAACAGUCAGUGAAUGGCACACUAAAGGGCUGUCGUCUAAAUCAUUUUAAUACCGUUCCCAGGGGUCCGCAUCCAAUCGGAAGUUUUGAGACAUGUUGUAAUGCCAGUACGUUUGCCAACGGCAUGUCGUGGUUUAUGAAAAACCGCGGCAACCAUUCAGUACUGAUUCACCCGUUGACCCGAUAUGAAGUGGUCGAUCACACCCGGGAUGUACUGUUUUUGGGUAGUCCACUGUUUAUCGAUCUGACACCCCUUGCAGAGGAUAUCGGUGAAGCUGAUAAGUGUUUGCCCAUUCCCUGGGAGGACGGCAAGACACCCAUACCUACCUGGCCUGCCAAUCCUACUCCGUUUGAAUAGAAAUAAUUAAAUAAUUAAUUUUAAGUUAUCAUAAUUAAACCAAAAAAAUAACAAUUAUUAAAAAAAUGUUUUAAUGUUUUAUUUUUAUUUUAUACC